Messenger RNA from Anthonomus grandis grandis, 11215 nucleotides. RefSeq lists its product as uncharacterized. Bases 128 to 4681 code for a protein of 1517 amino acids. The transcript is spliced from 10 exons. The record is from RefSeq and is a predicted model, not a curated record. NCBI's taxonomy places the organism in Eukaryota, Metazoa, Arthropoda, Insecta, Coleoptera, Curculionidae.
CGAUGCAUACAUUAUUUUCCUAUUUUUGUUAUAUACACAAAAUGUGUGUGUGUGUACGUAAUUAUGUUACUUUAAUAGAAAAUAAGUGACGGUUCGAAGAUGUUUCGCGGCGUUGUUUAGUGCGGGCAUGCAGAAAAGGAUGUUUUACUUUUACGGGGAAGUGGAACUGAUAAUCCAAGAGCACAGCCUACUUCCCUGCCAUGUGUGCGGCAGGACGUUUCUACCGAAUCCGCUUAAGAAGCAUGAAAAAGUCUGCGAGAAAAACGCCACCAAGAAACGUAAACCUUUCGAUUCACUAAAGCAACGGGUGGCAGGCACAGACUUGGCGGACUUCCAUCAGCCGACGUACCUAAAGAAAAAAGAGGAACCGGUGCCGGAAGUGAAACCGCGCCAGAGCAAGUGGAAGGAAAAACACCUGGAACUGGUGACGGCCAUCCGGGCAGCAAAAGGGGUCCCGCCGUGUAAAAUGCCCACUUCGCCCACCCCGAAACCGAGAAGCACCACAUCGUUGACCGUCUCUAGUAGCCAGAACGAACGGUGUCCGUCGUGCGAAAGACAUUUCGGCCCUAAAGCCUUCGAUAGGCACGUGGAGUGGUGUAAGGAGAGGAAGUCCAGGAUCCAUCGGUCGCCCGCUAGCGUACAGCAGGCCAAGGAGCGCUUGGAGGCUAGGACUAAGUAUAGGGCCCCCCUAAACAAAACCAAACGGACCUUGGUGAGGGAAAAAUACUCGUCGAGCGGCCCCCAGAGUCCCGAACCCGUGGCGCGAAACGCCUCGUCCACCGUCAAUUUGACCUCGUCACUAUCCAGAGGUCCCAGUAUCCGGAAACCCAAGAGUCUCGUCAACGUCGAAAAAACCCCGGAAACCAAAGCGAAGAAACCCCAAAGAGGAGCGGGGGAGAAGUGCGACGGAGAUAGGAAACGUUGCGCUCCGGAGUACGAGAGGGCGAGUAUGACGUUGAACUUUGACGCGUCACCUGUCAUCGGGAGUCCCUCCCCUAAGGCGGAGUCGGUCAGAAGUUUCCAAACCAAACGCGCCCCACUACCCCAAAACAAACUAAACUCGAUCGACAUUAACGCCGCAAUCGAGGAACUGACAGUGUCCUCUAUUGGCAACACUGACAAACGCAUGGUGACGUGGAAAGAUACGGUCGUGAGCACGGGGGAUCCCCCCACUUUAACCCUUAAUAAUAAUAAUAAUAAUAAAAAAAAGAAACCCGUGCUAGUGCGUAAAGAACUCAACAGGGUUGCCAAACAAAAAACCCUAGCGGAUUUGGACGUCAUUGUCGAGUCGAAAAGUGACGUGUUCAAGGUGCUCUCCACAGACGUUGACGUCUUGGACAACGUUGGCAAACGUACGACCACGAAAAUCCCUACGAGGAAGUUCAAAAGUGUCGGGAACAUUUUAAAAAAAUACACCAGACCGCCCGAUGACUUGAUAAUACUCAGUCCCCCGGAAGAAUUCGCUGAGGAGUUCGAGGGGGGCGGGUCCUACUUGAACGCACGCCUCAAGGGCGUGGCCGAGCUCGACUACGACGAUUCUGUGACUAAAGAGAUCGUUGUGGAGGGCGGGGCCAAUAUCGCCGAGUGGUUUGAGACUAAUUUUGCACAAAAAGAAGAUAUGGGGGAGGAUAAGGAGGAUGUUGCGGCGGAAAAAGACUCCUUGGAGGAUCCCAGUUUUUACUACUGUGAGGGCAAAGGUGAAUCUCUUUCUGAGGGAGCUCUGGAGGCCCACGAAGAACUUUUAAGCCAGAAAAAUUCACAGGAAAUGGAGACUUUAGGCCUCGGUGGCGCCACCAAGAACUUGGUGUAUAUUUAUCAAUCUGGCAACACCUUAGAAGUAACCAGGAACACAGAAAAACUGUCCAAAGGAACCACCCAGUUAAAAAAGAGCUUCUCUGACCUGAACCACGAGGCCCUGGGCCUAGAACCGCUCGUUUUCCAGAGAAAGUCGAGGGUCAAAGAUGAAUCUCUUCCUGAUGCCUUGGGAGAAUUGCCUGAGGGAGCUCUGGAGGCCCACGAAGAACUUUUAAGUCAGAAAAAUUCACCGGAAAGGGAGACUUUAAGCCUCAGUGGUUGCACCAAGAACCUGGUGUCCCUCUAUCAAUCUGGCACCACCGUAAAAGUAACCAAGGACACUGAAGAACUGUCCAAUGAAACCACUCAGUUAAAAAAAAAUUUCUCUGACCUCAAAGUGCCUUUGAACCUGGAGGCUCCGUGCCUAGAACCGCUUGUUUUCGAGAAAAAGUCAAAGAGGGUCAAAGGUGAAUCUCUUCCUGAUGCCUUGGGAGAAUUGCCUGAGGGAGCUCUGGAGGCCCCGUUGGAGCCUCAGGAAAGGGAGACUUUAGGCCUCAGCGGUUCCACCAAGAACCUGCUGUCCCUCUAUCAAUCUGACACCACCGUAAAAGUAACCAGGGACACUGAAAAACUGUCCAAUAAAACCCCCCAGUUAAAAAAGAGCCUCUCCGACCUCAAACUGCCCUUGAACCACCCCGCCAAAAGUUUCUCCUUGGACCUGGAACCGCUCUUCUUCCAGAGAAAGUUCGUGUUCGAGUCGGAGAGCGCGGACUUCCGGAAAACCUGCCAGGACAUCCGGAGCAUAUCCUCCUGCCCGUCCAGACACUUCGCCAAGUUCACUCGUAAGAAAACAAGCGGACGUUUGAGCAGCAAGGAGCGCCAAGAAAUCCUGAAAAUAGCGGCGCAGAAGUUUAUAGAAAGCACCAAGAAGAAGUUACCGCGUUUCGGCCACAAAGAAGGACACUUUCUCCUGCAGGAAGAAGAAGAAGAGUACUCGGUGCCGAAGAAGAAGAGAAGAGUUUGGUGCAGCGACAGCGACAACACAGCUAACUUUCAAUCACAAGUUUCUUACUCAGAAGAGAACUGCGACGACUCAGCUACAAAAACUGCAGUGUCAAGUAAGAACGCGUCAGCUACGUCAGCUACGAGCUCAGCUCUCUCAGCUAGCGUGACCCCGAGGACCGUUCAGCUAAUAGACAAGAUAGCGCAGGGCCGUAAGUUGAAAACGGACCACAGCAACGUGAUGCUCGCCAUUUCGGUGUGGGAGUGCGACAGACUGUUGCAGUUGGACGAGACGGUGGUGAGUAAAGUGGUGAGGAGGCUGGAGGGGCGGCAAGGAGAGGGGCGGAUCAAGUUGCCCUUGAUAGUGGGAAACCGAGCGACCGUGGUUGCCGAGAGGAGGGUUAGAGAGGUUGAUGGUGAGGUGACUUUACCGGAUAUUUGCUGCGACGGAUUGAGGAGGGAACGUGAGGGUUUCAAGAGUGAUGUUUUCCGAAGCAGUAGCUCAACUUACGACCCGUUCGAGGUGGCGCAACGUCAAUUCCUGGAGCUUCUAGAAUGCGACGACUUCAAAGGGUGCGACACCCCCGCGACUCCGCGCGCCCGCACCGCCCUGCCCACCCCCACCCCCACCACUCCUUUGCCCGCGAAAAAAACCGUCAGAUCCGCCGAAAGUGUCAAACCGAGUAAACGUCAAUCGGUCAUCGACCCUCCGGUGAAUUUUCAAGAUUUAGACUGCGACGACUUCGAAUUGGUCGAGAGUAUGAUUGAGGAGGAGGAGGAGGAGGGAGUGGCGGGAAGGGAGAGGGUUUAUUUGCACAAUUUAAUAAAUAAUAAAAACUCGGUGGUGCUCGAUAGUUUUUCGGGGGAUUGUCGUAAGUACGGUGACGACCCGGGCGCCUCGAUCGAUCCCCGUUUGAUUAACGAAAACGAUAAUUUAUCGUUACCGGACGGUUUUCGUAUCGACGAUUAUUCGCCCACCGGUGAUCGUUAUAGCGCGGAGUUCGAUACGAAAAUCGAGCCAAAGGCCACCAAGAAACCCUUGGUCGAGCGCUCUCUCUCUUUAGUAAACCGUAGCAAAAAGGACGCUAGUUUUAAUAAUAACAAUAACGUGAAAAAAGGGUCUUUUAAUAACAAAAAUGUAAACGCUAAAGGGUCUAAAACCGCUAAUUCCAGCGACAAGUCGGUCUCGAGCUCGGACUCGAAGCUGCAAACCAAAGAGGAGAAGAAGAAGAGUUUGCCGCUCCUCAAACGUUCGAUGACCCUCCUCGAUCCCUCUCCAAAGCCCUCGUUUAAGAACAAGAAAGAGGUCAACGAUUUCCUCAACGAGAGCACCAGUGUGGAAAAAACGUAUGUGCAGUCUUCACAGGAAGUGACCACGCCCCUAGACGAUAUCCUAAAAGCGGAAGAUCUAUUCUCCGUCGACGACGAGAUGUACGAAGAAUACAAAAAGUACGAGGAGAUGUACUUGAUGGAAAAGCGACAGCACAGCGCCACUAGUGUACACAGAAAGUCUAAAACUAAACCGACGGAAAUGAACUAUGGACUGUUGACCAAUAGUGAGGAGGAGGAACUUCCGAACAACAACAACAACAAUAACAACAACAAGUUGUCGAACGAUUCGGCUUAUGGAAGCCUAAGAAAAACGUCGAAACACCGAAUCCGCGGGCCGAAACUGACGCCCUUGGAGCCGAGGGGCGGCGCGAGUAGUAGCAGCGCGAGCAGCAGCAGUUCGAGCGGAUCGGAGCACGGGCGGCACUCGCCCGCCCCCUGCGUCGUCGCCGCCUCCACGAAACUGUCGAAGUUUUGCCACGAGUGCGGCACGAAGUUUCCCGUAACCGGCGCCAAGUUUUGCGUGGAGUGCGGCGCGAAGCGACUGGUCUUGUGAUAAAUUAUUAUUUUAAACUUUUAAAAGGUGUAGUAAGUGUGUACGUGUGUGGGUUUUUACGAGUUUAUGGCGUGAGAAAUAAGAUAUUCUAUACAGGGCGAGCAAAGGAUUUUUGUAUGCGUCUGACAAAAGUUUUUUAAGGUGGUGAUGCUUCCGGUUGUGCCGGAAGUCGGUGCUUAUUUUGUUAUUUUUAGGGUAGACGCUUUAUUUUAUCGCGUUUUUAGGUUCUAGGUGAAAUUCUAAGAAAUUUAAGGGGUCACAUGCUAUCCUUGGGAAAAAGUUUAUUUGAGUGUGUUAUGGGCUUUCUUUAAAUGCUCAUAUCUCAAAAACUUUUUGUCUCCUUAAAUUUCACGUAGAAUUCAAAAACGUUAAAACAUACAGGCCGUACUAUACAGGGUGUUCGAAAAAAAGACGGAUAUAUUUCAAUGGGUGUAAAAAAAUAUGAGAAAAAGUUUCUAUAAACAUAUGGGUCCGGAAAUGCACAGUUUUCAAGAUACAAGGUGAUAACUUUUUUUUUAAAUAUUAAUUUUUUAUUAAUAUCAAUUAUUUUUCUAGGAGAACUGACACUUGUCAAUGUCAAACCUCCAUGCAGAAAUAAUUUUUUUUGUCUUCCAAGGCACCGCUGAUUUUUUUACCAAAAAUUAAUAAACCGAUUUUGUCCAGUGGCAUGCAAUAAAACGGUUUUUUUAUUCUCGAAAACGAAGUGAGAUACGAACAAAAUAUAAAGAGGCGAAAAAGUUGUAUUUUUAAAUGUUUAAUCAAACAACAAAUACUAAAGUUUGUUAGAUUUUGAUAUUAAUUAUUAUAAAAGCACAAACAUUAUAAAAAAUAAUAAAAUAUAUUAAACACACGAAUUAUAACAUAUGUACAGUAGUGGCCAUAAUUAUAGCAACAAGUACAUUUUUCCUUCAAAUUGUAUGAUGUGGUAGAUUAGAAAAAAAACUGGUAAGGUACUGUUGGGUAAUAAGGCCGGGUUAAGAAAAAUAUUUUUGUUAUAACCAAAUAAAAAAUAUUUUUAUUACAAAGUAAGAUACAAAAGAUAAAUCAACAUGUAUUCUUUUAAAAAACAUAACUAAAAAAUGAAAACAAGAAUUUUUAAACAUUCAUAAUGCAAAAAAAUAAAAACAACUCUUUUGGCCUUAUUACCAGCAUAGGCAGGUAAUAUGGCCACGGAGUAAAAUUUGUAGCAGGUAAUAAGGCCGAUUUUUAAAAUUUCCUCAGGGCAUGCAUUCAGGGCAAAUAAUGCUUCUUUAUCUUCAACUGUUAGUCCAACACAUUCUUCGUGAACCCAAGUACCACAAGAUGAACAUGCUCUCAUAUCGGCUACAAAGUCAAGCAGGCAAACAGAACACAUCCAUACAGCUGAAAGGCUCGUAGUUGGCGUAUUGGCGGACUUCCUCUUCACAACAGAACCCUUUUUUGAGAUAUUGGUAACCUUUUUACCAGAACUACGAUCCUUAAAUAAUCGCUUAAAUAUAUAAAUAAUUAUGACGGCUUGAGAAAAAGGAAAGUGGUCGACCAAAACCAAAUAUGAAUUUAAAACAAACAACAAAGGAUAGGGGUAAAGAUAUUCAAAAAUAUUUUAAAGAAUCAAUGUACAAUUUGUGUGAUUGGAUUUGUGGCUGCAGUGUGAGAAAUGCAUUUUUUUGCUACCCGUGUUUACUGUUUUCGAAUGACGCUGUAUGGGCGAAAAAUGGAGUAAUUGACAUUAAGCAUUUAAAAGUGAAAAUUACAAAGCUUGCUUCUUCCACUACUCAUAUAAAUUCAUCAAUGAGUUACGCAAGUUUAGGACGUGUUAACACAGUCUAACAGUUGAAAACUAUAUACUUUGGUGUUAACAUAAGACAGCAACUUGAUAAUGUAUAUCGUAAAUCUGUGCAUGACUUUAAUGAAUCGGUUUCUAAAAAUAGGUAUAUUUUAAACAAACUAAUCGGCUGUGUAAAAUUUUGCGGAGUUUUCGAAAUUGCAUUGCGCGGUCAUGACGAAAGUAUCAGCUCCAAUAAUCCUGGAAUUUUUCUGGGCCUUAUCGAUUUUGUUUCUGAACUGGAUUUAAUGUUUAAAGAACAUAUUGAAAAAAGUACAGUAUUUAAAGGCACAUCAAAAACAGUUCAGAACGAUAUUUUAUAAUCAAUGUUAGCCAUUGUACAUACUCAUAUAAUUAAGGAGAUUGGCCAGACAAAUUUUGUGGCAAUUCAAGAAGAUGAGACCACAGACAGCUUCAAUAAAACGCAGAUGAUUCUCAUAUUGUGAUAUGUAUUAACUGAUAUUGUACAUGAAGGAUUUUGGAAAUUUGUUAACCCUCCAGGUGCCAUAGCACAACAUUUAACUAAUGUAAUAUUGGAAGAACUUCAAUUAUCAAAAAUUAAUCAAGCACCUGAAAAAUUAAUUGCCCAAAGUUACGAUGGUGCAUCAGUCAUGAGCGGUAAACUGGGAGGAGUACAAACAAAAAUUAAAGAAAUAUACCCAAAUGCACACUUUAUUCACUGCUAUGCCCAUCAACUUAAUCUUAUCCUGCAAAAAGCGGCGAGUCAACAUAAACCGAUAAAAAUAUUUUUUGUAAAUUUAUACGCAUUUUCGUCCUUUUUCGGCCGAUCUCCAAAACGUACGGUGGUUCUGGGUAGAGUGGUUUCGAUAACCUGUUUAUACCCUUUUUCUUAUAUUUUUAUUUAAAAUAUUUACUCUAAUAAAAAGGCAAAGUUAAUUUUCGGAAAACGAUUUAAGCAUUUAAAGUUAUUUUUACCCGCUUAAUAGGGUAAAUAUCUCGGUAAAUAUUAUUGAGUUUUAUCUAAAUCUGUAUUUUUCAUCUAAAAUAUAAAUGCUAAAAGAUCUUUCAAAUACUUUAAAAAAUCAAUAGUUUGAUUUGUUUUUUUUCUAUUAGAGUAAACUAUAAGUUUUCAAACCAAAAUGACCCCCCUGAAGAUUGACCCAUGAGCCGCCACUGCUUUUGACCUCUUGAGCACGAUAAUUCACAGCCUUUCUUCGAUUGGAGGUUUUUAUUGGUGCCAUAUCAGGUGUAACUAAAACUUCAGAGAAAGAGUUUUGAUGUGAAGUUUCUCCUUUUUCAGCUAAAUCUUCUGACUGAGUUGAUUGAGACCGAGACUGAUCUGCAGGGCUGGUACUGGAAUGUACUGUUGAAUUAUCCUUAGUUGUCUUAAAUAAUGUUGCUAAUGGAAUAUCAUCUUCCGAAUCCCAAAGUUCUUCCCUUACUAUGGCACUGUCCUCACUAUUUUCAGCUGCAAUAUUUUGACCACGAUGAGUUGGAAGACUUGGGGCGAAUGCAUGUUCAGGAAUGGCGUUUCUACUGAACGGGUAGAUACCAGUUGAUCUAAAACCAUUGCAGAUGUUAUUAAUAGUCAUGCACUUUCCCCAGACUGGCGUGAAUACAUCAGAAAAUCUCUCUUUACUCAACCUUCUAUCAGGAUGUUGACUCCAAUAUUCAAGAAGCUGUUGAUCCCAGUGGGAUUCAAAAGACCGGAAAACGGAUUUGUCCAUUGGCUGGAGCUCGUGAGUCGUAUUACUGGGUAGGCAUAAAAGCUCAAUUCCUAAAGUUUCUGCCUUUUCAGCAAUGGACUCAUCUAGGUGACUUGACGCUCCAUCAAAAAUUAAAAUUGUUGGAGGGGAAGACAUAAAUUGUGAGAAGUGCUCCAGCCAUUUGAUAAAUAUCUCAGUCGUCAUGCUGCCCUUUGCGGUCAUGUGUACAGCUGAGCCUGCUGGUAAACCAUCAGAAUAGCAAGGUUUUCCACGUUGCCCUUUGAAUAAAAUCAUAGGGUAUUUGCACAAGCGACUACUGUGACGUUUUCCGCAUGUUCAGGCGCCACCAAGUGCACUCUUUUGGCACCUUUUUGGGCUAGUACUAGCUGCUGGUGAUUAAGGGUUAAUCUGCAACCCUUCUCAUCAUUGUUGUAAAUUUUUUCGGGGCUAUGUUUUAAUCCGGUUCUACACAGCAGAGCAUCCAAUUUAUCAAAAUAAUCAUUUACAAUGAAAUGAUUCAAUUUCUGAGCUCGGGCAGGAUUUAAUUGCUGUGCUUUGCGUUGAGCUAUUUGUGGAUGACGUCUUAGAAAGGCACGGUACCAUUCUUUACCCGCCAAUUUUUUUUCCCGGUUAAAUUUAUGUUUAACGCUCAUUUUCUCACAAUAAUUGAAAACACUUCGGCGUAAAACUUUCGAAGUUAACGGAAAGCCUCUGCUAGAAAAUCUCAAUAUUUUCCUUUCUAAGUCCGUUUCCUGUUCCAUAUUUAAUACUGGUUUUGCUCCCAAUGACCUGUUUGAGGAACCGGAUUUAAGGUGAUUCCUUAAGGUACGACGCGGAAUCCCAGAUUGCUGUUCCACCCAUUCUUGAGACCGACCACUCCUUAAUAGCUGAAGGGCCUCUUCCAUCAUUUCUUCGGUCCAAUUUGCUCGUAUUCCUCGAUUUUUUUUCCCCAUAACUGAAAAAUAAAAAAGUAUUUUCUACUGCGUAUGUAGGAGACAGAUAAUAUGGCCGGAACAUUAUAGCUACAGCUAUAAUACUUACCUAAGCUAGAAAACUGCUCCGCGCUGUAACUGUUGCUGACACGUUGGUAUAAAAAACUAUUUUCUAAGACUUCCGCAGGAAUCCUACAUGGAAAAACAACUUUUAGACCAUCUUGUAAUAGACCUUAUUACCUGGCUAGAAACUUAAAGAUAACCAUUUCGGCAGGCAAUAAGACCGGGAGCUCAUUGCAUUGAGAUAAGGUGGGAAAUUUCUUUAAAAAAAUAUAUAAGUAAUGGGAUUAUUUUUUUAAGACUUUUGCCAGCGUAAACAAUUAAGAUAAAUUUACAAAAAAUUACGCAUUAUUUUGUAGCCGGCUUUAUUAUCUGCAAACAAAUUUAAUGGUAAGGCAGGUAAUAAGGCCGCGGCCUUGUUACAAGUCUGGCAUCCAUUUUCUUUUUGAGGUUAGAUGUAACAAAAAAAAGAGUAAAUAAAACGAAACAACUAUGUUAAGUUAAUCUAUAUACCAACACAAUUUGGAAAAUAUAAUGCAAACAAUACUCUAAUCAAACUACCAAAAAAUGUUACUCACCUUUUGCAGGUAUUUUUUACAACACGGGCACGAAAACACUUCCAAAUUUUUAAACACGUGCAUGUAGGUAAAUGGAGGAAUGUAUACUAGCUCGCAAAGCGCCAACUGUUUUGUGUUAGAUCUGUCUACACCUAGAUGGUGCCACUAGGACCACAGAAUAUUAAGGUAUCCGUUGGGAUAACUUUGGCUUUAUUACCUGCCCGGCCUUAUUACCCAACAGUACCUUACGAAAAUAGCAGGUUUGUCCCAACACUACGCUGGACGAAUGGUGCGCACGGGAGAAAGGCGUGAAAGGUGGGAUAUUAUUCUUGGAUUAGUUGCUUAUCCUAUGCCGUCGUUUUUUUUACCUAGUUUGAUAGUUUGAAAAACUAACUUUUGGCCGCGCAGAUCUCGCAAAUACCCGUAUGUGCGAUGUACCAACAAUCAAUCGUCGCAUGUGAAUAUAAAAUAAAAAAUACUACUUGCAAUACUUCUUCUAUAGGCCUGAUUGUAAAUAGCAGACGUAUUAGGCGGACACGUCUCCUUAUUUAAAAAUGAUUUUCGGGCAAUGCCGAAGGUUUCCGAAGGAAUAACGCGUCUCGUGUUGACAGAUAUGCGCCCCGGGACGCCACUGGACCUUAUAAUUUCAAUCUAAUUAGGGCUAAAUUAGCCUCCUAAUACAUCAAGUAAAACUGCCAAAUUUCAAAAGAAUCGAGUAAAUAUUUUUUUUAAUAUUAAUAAAAAAAUAUUAUAUCACCCUGUAUCUUGUAAACUGUGCCUUUCCGGACCCACGUUUAUAGAAACUUUUUCUCAUAUUUUUUUACCCAUUGAAAUAUCUCCGUCUAUUGUUCGAACACCCUGUAUAAAAUAACAAAAUAAUCACCUUACCACCCUAUUGAAAGUAGUGUACACCCUCUUUUAUUCAGUUUUAUCUAAUACAUGCAUGCAACUGGGGAUUCUCGUUGACGCCCUGUAUAAUACCUCUCAAAAAAAAAAUGAGGCAUUUCAUGUAUUUUUUUUUAACUAUUUCGAUAUAGUAGUAGUGUUUACAUUAAGUUUUACUAUUAUUUCUAAACCUAUUAAAUACUAUAAUAUUAUAUUUUUAAUACAAUCAAAAUUGCGAAUAAACGACCAUUUUAGUACAAAAGUUUCUGAAUUACGUCUAAAAUUGUCACUCGCUUAAACUGUUAUUAAUUAGUGAGCGCCAAGUAUUUUUUGUUAAUGCCAAAGUUACUUAUUUUUAUGUACUAUGAAAAUCGUAUACAGGGUGUUCAUUAGUUAAGGUUACGCUUUUGCCAUACGAACACCCUCUAUAUCAAACGCAAUUUUUACGUGCAAUUCUUAUAUACCGGUAACGCACGUUUUUUGCCAUAUAAGGUUAAAGUAAUGUUUUUAUUUUUUGUUUGUGUUGUGUAACCAUUCCAGAAUUUUUAUUAUUAUUAACAAAGACUGUUUAGUUAUUAACUUUUACGUUUAAAAACCAUUAAUAAAUCAGCAACGAUUAAUUUUCCAAA